Messenger RNA from Oncorhynchus tshawytscha (Chinook salmon), 1300 nucleotides. RefSeq names its product dedicator of cytokinesis protein 3-like. Gene Ontology annotation, molecular function: guanyl-nucleotide exchange factor activity; small GTPase binding. Gene Ontology annotation, biological process: small GTPase-mediated signal transduction. The record is from RefSeq and is a predicted model, not a curated record. The transcript is spliced from 10 exons. Gene Ontology annotation, cellular component: plasma membrane; cytoplasm. Lineage: Eukaryota; Metazoa; Chordata; Actinopteri; Salmoniformes; Salmonidae. The coding region runs from base 1 to 1179 and encodes 392 amino acids.
AUGGGUGACAUCCGUAACGACCUGUACCUCACCUUGGAAAGAGGAGACUUUGAGAGGGGAGGGAAGAGUGUCCAGAAGAACAUUGAGGUCUCCGUCUACGUGCUCUUCGCAGACGGAGAAAUACUCAAAGACUGUAUCAGCCUGGGCAGUGGUGAGCCCCACAUCAGUGAACAUCGCUCAUUUGUCCUCUACCACAACAACAGCCCCCGCUGGAGCGAAGUGGUUAAACUACCCAUCCCCAUAGACCGCUUCAGAGGGUCACACCUACGCUUCGAGUUCAGACACUGCUCCACCAAAGACAAGGGGGAGAAGAAGCUGUUUGGUUUUUCCUUCACACCACUGAUGAGAGAGGACGGGACAACGCUGUCAGACGAGAGUCACGAGCUCUUUGUGUACAAGUGUGAUGAGAAUGCUACGUUCAGUAACCACGCGUUGUACCUGGGUCUGCCCUGCUGUAAGGAGGACUUCAACGGCUGUCCCAACAUUCCCUCCAGCCUCAUCUUCCAACGCAGCACCAAGGAGACCCUCUGGAUCUCCACACAGCUCUCCUCCACCAAGCUCACACAGAAUGUGGACCUGCUUGCGUUGUUGAAGUGGAAGGCCCACCCAGACAGAGUGAUGGACAUCCUGGGGAGACUACGUCACGUCAGUGGAGAGGAGAUCGUCAAGUUUCUUCAAGACAUCUUGGACACGCUGUUUUCCAUCCUGGAUGACAACACUGACAAGUACGGUCCCCUGGUGUUCCAGUCACUGGUGUUCAUCAUUAAUCUGCUGAGGGACAGUAAGUACUAUCACUUCUGCCCCGUCAUGGACACUUACAUCCAGAAGCACUUUGCUGGAGCGCUGGCGUACAAAGAGUUGAUCCGCUGUCUGAAGUGGUACAUGGACCGUUCUGCAGAGGUGGUGAGACAGAACCACAUCCAGGAGGCCAUGAGGGCUCUGGAAUACCUGUUGAAGUUCAUUAUCCAGUCUCGAAUCCUGUACUCCCGUGCUACCUGUGGUAUGGAGGAAGAACAGUUCAGAGCCAGCAUCCAGGAGCUCUUCCUGUCCAUCCGCUUUGUCCUCAGUCUGGACAGCCGCGGCUCUGAGACGCUCGUUUUCACACAGGUCAGUGACCUAAACACACCCCAGAGGUCUAAACAUUCUGACACACAGCAGAGUUUGGGAGACCUACACUGACCCCACCCCCAGUUUAAUAAUAUAAUGGUAAUAGUAAUAGCCAGUAGCCUUAAGCAUGGCUAAAUGUUGUUUAGGUGCUAACCAUUGUAAUGUUCAGCGCUCUUCUUCUAGCCCCCCGCAG